GCUUACGUGAAGAAAAAAGCUCCCUAAGUAUGAUCCCACCCUCCCCUUACAAACCCACCUCCAGAAGUUACCACCUAUCCGUCUCACAGUCUAAGAGCAGUGUCAUUUUAGAGCGUCAACCCACCUCUGGAAUUUCAGAGGGGAAGAAGGAGAAGCAAAUUAUGGGACACAGACUUCAGCUGCAGCACUGAAAAGAGACUGAAAAAGAAAAGUUUUAUUUUGUAGUCUGGAUUUAAAGGGUUUUUUUUAUGAUUUUUUUUUUUGCAAUAACCCAACAGAGAUCUGCUCCCAUCUAGAAAGUUUUAUGACAGUAAAUCAUUUGGAGGAACAGAUAGAACAUCCAGACCAAAGCCUGUCUUUGUGGGAAACAAACUUCAGUCAUGCAGCCAUUCACUUUGAUCGGUGUGCUUUUUCUCCUGCUCCACAUUUCAAGCAGCUCAAACGCUCACAGACACUACCGACAAGUCCUCACUGGAAUCCAACCCGGAGUGUGUCGAUACGGCAGGAGGCUGGAGUGUUGCUAUGGCUGGAAGAAGAACACCAAAGGGCUGUGUGAGGCUCAUUGUGAGCACGGCUGCAAGCACGGCGAGUGUGUUGGCCCAAACAAAUGCAAGUGUUUCCCUGGAUACACAGGAAAGACGUGUAAUCAAGAUUCAAACGAGUGUGGUCUGAAACCUCGGCCUUGCGAGCAUCGCUGCAUGAACACUUACGGUAGUUACAAGUGCUACUGUCUCAAUGGUUACACCUUGAUGCCGGACGGCUCUUGCUCCAAUUCCAGGACAUGCUCUCUUGCUCACUGUCAGUACGGCUGCGAGGAAGUAGAAGGGGAGAUCCGCUGCCUCUGUCCGUCUGCAGGCCUGCAACUGGGACAAGAUGAGAGGACAUGUGUGGAUAUUGAUGAAUGCAUAACUGGGAAGAACCUUUGUCCCUACAACAGACAAUGUGUCAACACCUUUGGAAGCUACUAUUGCAAGUGCCAGGAUGGCUAUGAUUUGAAAUACAUGAAUGGCAAAUAUGACUGUCUAGAUCUAGAUGAGUGUGUGUCCAGUACCCACAAGUGCAGCCGCCACGCCGUUUGUCUGAACACUCAUGGUUCCUACAAGUGCAGGUGCAACUCUGGCUUCCGAGGGAACGGCUUUGAAUGCUCCGCUAAGCCAUUUUAUCAGAGACCGUGGGAUGGAGACAAAGGCAGUGCAGAUUAUUCCCUCAAUGCCAUUCCAGACUCCCAAGUGAGGCCGGUGAUUCUGGGAGGUGAGCUGAGCAAAGAGGACAUCAAAAACGCCAUACCUGAACCGGCUGCGACAGCCUCUCCAAAGAUCCCACAGCAGCCUUUUGACUAUGAUGGAGAGGUCUACGUUGGCAACCACAUGGAUAAAAAGGCAGAAGAAUUACCUCAAGAGGAAGAGGAGGAGGAGGAUGAAGAAGAAGAGGUGGAAGACAACAAGCUCAAUUCAAGGGGAGAUGUUUUCAUUUCACAGGAGUUUGAGUCUGUGUUUGGCCCAGCCAAGGACAUCAAGGAAAUCCAAGUUGGACAAACUCAGGAUGAGUAUUUCUUAGACUGCAACUUCGAUCAGGGAGGAUGUGAAUGGGUCCAAGACAAGACAGAUGACAUGGAUUGGACUGUGGCGUACCAUAGUAAUGGUGGGUACUUCAUGGCUUUGAGUGGGCUUGUUGGGGAAAAAGAGGAUGUGGCCAGGUUAAAGCUGCUUCUCAGUGACCGGACCCAGCAGGCCAGCUUCUGCCUCAUGUUUGACUACCGCAUACUGGGCCAAAAUGUGGGAACAUUAAAGGUGCUGCUGGAGAACAACGCUUAUCCGGUUUGGGAGCAGGGUCAAAGCAAAGAAGAAGGUUGGCAGACAGAGCUCCUGUCUGUGGCCUGGACAGAAAAGGCUCCACAGUCUAUCGUCUUUGAAGCGCGGCGUGGAAAAGGUGUUGGAGGUGAAAUAGGGCUGGAUAAUGUUGCGCUGACCUCAGGGCUCUGUCAAGAGGAUGCCAGUCCAAUCUUCUGACGAUCUUCCCAUGAGAUCAUCUGCCAAAGAAGACACAUCAAGGAUUGAGUUUCCUUUCCCUGUGAAUUCUUCUUCUUACUGGAGUCUUUCAGAGUUCUUAAACAGUGCAGUCCCACUCUCAAAAAGAACAUGUACAGUCAGUGCAGCUGACUUUAUUUACCUGCUGCUACAUCACUCCGUUGGACACAAUUAAUUUUCUGAACAGUAACAUACAGGACAUAUUUCUCAGGAAAAAAGUGGGGAUACAUUUAAUAUUGGCUUUAACACGAUUGUGCACACACCUCGUUCACAACUGAAGUAUUCUGCCAGAUGGAAUGUGAAAUUAAGGGUGAUUUAAAACUAUAAUCACAGAAAGUAUUUUUGAAGGCUUUUUUGUUGUUAUAAUAUCAGGAUAAUCAGUGAAUUAAUUGCAUAAAAUAUGUGAUGUAUUCACUCAUUAAACAUUGUUUUCCAAUCUUG
Messenger RNA from Oryzias latipes (Japanese medaka), 2468 nucleotides. RefSeq names its product EGF-like-domain, multiple 6 (gene egfl6). NCBI's taxonomy places the organism in Eukaryota, Metazoa, Chordata, Actinopteri, Beloniformes, Adrianichthyidae. The record is from RefSeq and is a predicted model, not a curated record. Gene Ontology annotation, cellular component: membrane. Gene Ontology annotation, molecular function: calcium ion binding.